AUGGAGGACAUAAAGAGAAAGAUUGCAAAAGGCGAAUUAAAGAGCGUGAACAACACGAAGGGAAAAGCGCCCUUCUGGGUCAAGUUUGAUAUCAUCACAAACCUUCAAAAUGAGCCAACCGGGUUUGUUCAGUGUGCUUUAUGCAAAGCUGUUCUGUCAUACGACAGCAAAAAAACAGGCUCAUCCCAUCUCCGGAGACAUCUUCAACGUUCAUGCGGCGGCUGCGGAUCCGGUACCGGCGGCGGUGACAGACAGCAGAGUGUGAGCGAUUUUUUAAGUUUUGCCAAACCACCACCAGAAAGGAUGAAGUCGGAGGUCGCAAAUAAAUGCGUGAACUUCUGUUGCGUGGACAUUCGGCCAUUUGAAACGGUUGCGGGAGCAGGUUUCAGAGAGUUAGCUCAAGAAUUAAUAAACGUCGGUGCAACACAUGGCCGCAUUUCAGCCAAUGAAGUUCUCCCCAACCCGACCACAAUCUCCCGAAGGUGCAAAAUGAUGGCCAGUGAAAUGAGAGGGGGGACAGUUGAGGAGAUAAAACAGGUGAUGUCGCUCAUAAAUAUUGGCAUGACUACAGAUAUGUGGACGGAUUAUUUCCGUAAAAUGAGCUACAUGGCUAUCACGUGUCACUAUGUAACACCAACAUUUAAACUCAAGCGCAAGCUACUCACCACAACAUGCUUCCCAAACCACGCGAGAACAGGAGAUCAUAUCCGAAAAGCGCUUCAGCAGCAGCUGGUCACAGUCCUCGGCCUUGAUGCAUGCGUUAUGAACAACGUUGUCUGGGUAAGCGACCAUGACGCAAGCGUGCUGGCUGCUCUCCGUCCAUACAGGCACCUGGCUUGUCAAGAUCACCUGUACAACACAGUCCUCCGACAUGCCCUAAACACCGAUGAGCUGGCUGAAGUGGUCCCAGAGGUAGCGGAGACCCUGUUGGCGGUCAAGGCUUUAGUUCGCUACCUGAAACAGUCAGGCCUCGCCUCUCAGCUGCCAACAACCGUCAAACAAAUGGCAGAGACUAGAUACAACACAGUCUUCCUCACACUGGAGUUAAUUCAGUCAGUCCACGCAGAGCUGCAGGAGCUUCUUCAGAGCCGCGACGAGAGCGCACGAUUGCGCAAUGUCUCCCCAGAUGUUCUCGCCUUCCUUGUGGAGUUUCUGCGCCCAUUUAACGACGCGCAAAAGGAGCUAGAAGGAGACAAACACCCGACACUUCACCUCGCUGUUCUCUGGGCCAACAAGCUGAAAAGCCACUGCCAGCCGGACGUGGCUGAUACUCCCUCCCAGGCUGUCAUCCGCCAGCGGCACCUCGACUGGUUAACAAAAACAAUCGAAAUCCAGCCACUUCAUAAAAUUGCCAUUUUUUUAUGGCCAAAGUUCAACCAACUGCGGACGUUUACUCCCGCCGAGAGGACCGACAUCCAGCAACACGUGAGAAUCCUGAUAAACCGCUUCAGAGAGGGGGAGGUUGCUGCAGCGCGUUGGCAGGAGCAUACAGGACAAUCAGAUGUUUCAAGCGCAGCAGCUGCUGGUCCUGCGCCAAAGAGGAGAGCGCUGGAAGAGGUUGAGAAGGCGUGGGAAAACGUCAGAGAGGAGAGUGAGGAUGCUGAUGAAGUCCAGUUCUACCUCAGCCUCAACCCCACCAUGGAAGCUGAUGGAAGGGAUCUUCUGAGCUGGUGGAAGCAACACGAGACCACAUUUCCUUUACUGGCACGUCUAGCCCACAUGGUCUUCAGUGUCCCGGCCAGCAGAAGCAGCAGCGAGCGCGCUUUUAGCGCAGCUGGAAGAGCGAUAGGGGAAAGGAGGACUGGACUUGCCCCUGAAACUGUGGAUGCCAUUCUUUUCCUGCACGAUGCCAAAUAAACUGUUCCUCUUGUUGUGUUCAGAAAAUGGAGGACUUUUGCCAUGUUAAACCGGAUAUAGGCUGUUCUUAAAGGCUUGUUCUUAUCAUUUUAUUGCCAUGUUCAUUUAUGCCAUUAAAAGCUCAGUUAAGGUC
Messenger RNA from Nothobranchius furzeri (turquoise killifish), 1990 nucleotides. Its product is annotated as transposable element Hobo transposase. NCBI's taxonomy places the organism in Eukaryota, Metazoa, Chordata, Actinopteri, Cyprinodontiformes, Nothobranchiidae. Gene Ontology annotation, molecular function: protein dimerization activity; DNA binding. The record is from RefSeq and is a predicted model, not a curated record. Gene Ontology annotation, biological process: regulation of transcription by RNA polymerase II. Gene Ontology annotation, cellular component: nucleus.